AAAUAGACUUUGAUGCAUUACAACUUUAUAAUAAUCCAAUCACAAUUAUACGUACGAUAAGCACAGAGGAUGUCGUUCGUGUUUAUGCCGAGGCUGAAACUCGGGAAGAUGCGGAUUCAUUAGCAGUUGCUGGGAAAGUUUUCGAUUUGGCUGGAGGUGUUGGGACUAGACCGACGUGA
This is a messenger RNA of Paramuricea clavata, 179 nucleotides long. Lineage: Eukaryota; Metazoa; Cnidaria; Anthozoa; Malacalcyonacea; Plexauridae. The record is from the annotation of a GenBank genome assembly.